CUUCAGUGUGCUGCUGUCAGUGUGUGUGGCUCAGUCCUCACUGUGUUCCCCUAUGACAGCCUGCUCUCAGCGCUCUAUCACAGCACGCUGCCCCACAUACCCCCCUGCCCUCGCGCGCUUUGGAUGAUUCCGACCGAGCUCCCCGGCAGCACUGGGAUGAACCAUGCGGGGGUUUCGGGGGAGCCCUCUCCGCUCUCCCCGAGUCCCAGCAUCGGUAGGAAGCGGCUGAGCGUGGGGGAGCUGCGACUGUACUUCGAGGCUCGCUGCUCGGCGGACAGAGACGGCCAGCGGGAGCCCCGCCGCAGGAGGAGGAUGGGCAGCGGCAGCUGGCACCGGAGUAACGGGGACCCGGAGCCCCGGAGAGGGAGCUGGGAGGCUCAGCAGCCGCCGCACGUUAUCCCCCAGCUGACCGUGACCAGCUCCGAGGAGCCGCCUCCCCCCAGCCCCUGUGCGGUGCUCAUCCCGGGCUGGGACGGGCUCAGGACGGACAGCUUCCUGAAACUGGGCAGCAGCCGCCGGCUCUCCGCCUCCACCAACUCGCUCUCCUCCACCGGCUCGUCCUCCGCGAUGGAGGACUCCGAGGACGACCUGCUCAGCGACUCCGAGAGCAAGAGCCAGGGCAACGUGGACCUGGAGCAGAGCGAGGAGCACAGCCAGCAUAAACCGUGGCAGAAGAUCAGGACCAUUGUGAAUAUUCCCAUCAUCAGUCCAUUUAAGAGGCGUUGGGUGCAGCUUGCUGGGCAUACAGGAAGUUUCAAAGCAGCAGCUGGUGGUACAAUUUUGAAACGAUACUCGGAGAAUGAGAAGAAUUGCUUUGAGUUGCUAAUGAACGAUUCCCUGAGCUGCUGUGUCCCUAGGUUUCAUGGAGUCGUGGAAAGAGAUGGUGAAAGUUACAUUCAGUUGGAUGACCUACUCAACAACUUUGAUGAGCCCUGUGUUAUGGACUGUAAAAUGGGAGUCAGGACGUACUUGGAAGAAGAGUUGACCAAGGCCCGUGGCAAGCCAAAGUUAAGGAAGGAUAUGUACAAGAAAAUGAUCGAGGUGAAUCCACAAGCGCCUACGGAUGAAGAAAAUGUUCAGCAAGCUGUGACAAAGCCUCGGUACAUGCAGUGGAGAGAGACUAUAAGUUCAACGUCAACACUGGGCUUUAGAAUUGAAGGGAUAAAGAAAGGCGAUGGGACUUGCAACACGAAUUUUAAAACCACGAAAACCCGAGAUCAGAUCCGCAAGGCAUUCCUUGAGUUCAUUGAUGGCAACAAAAUGAUAUUGAAUCAAUAUCUGUGCAGACUGCAAGAAGUCCGAGCCAUUGUGGAGUCUUCAGAAUUCUUUAAACGUCACGAGGUCAUUGGGAGUUCUUUACUUUUUGUACACGACAAGAAGGGCAAGUCAAAUGUCUGGCUGAUUGAUUUUGGCAAAACAACUGAAAUGUCCGAAGGUAAUACUCUAGAUCACCGCAUCCCUUGGCAAGAGGGAAACCGAGAAGAUGGUUAUCUUUAUGGAUUUGACAACCUAAUUGAAAUCUUAUCUAGCAUUGCAUCCUGAUGAGUACUUAAAACCUAAGCAACUGACCACUACACUAGGAAUUUUAAUCUUAAUAUAUGACUACGGGUUAUCUUUUGGUGAGAAAUUUAGCCAUGGAUUUUACAUUAUGGUGAUGGAACUGAAGACUCUUUUAAAUUGGAAAUUAUGCUUGCUUACAGUGUACAGCUUUUUAUACAGUCACGUAGGACCGCGUCCCUGAAGUCUGAUUUCCAGAUUUUUUUUUCGAGUUGAGAAGUCUGUGGAAUUCCAUUAUUUGUCAUGGUGGUCAUCCUUCAGGAGUCUCAUUCUACCUGUGAAGAUCCGAGGAGAUCUCAUUCAAGGACCUAAGAAGACGAGAAUCCUAAAAUAAUUUUGACAUUACUUAAUAAGGUUGCAUUUAGCCUGUGGUGAACAUUGUAACUUUGCUAAAUGUAUGAGCAAUGCAGGAACACAUUUUGAAAGUAAACAUUUUAUAUCUCCGUUGGUGCUGGGUAGAAUACUGUGAUAUAGCAAUUUAAUUUAAUGAAAUCAUUAACAAAAAAACCUGCAAAAAUGCAACAAAUUGGAUGAGGAAGUGGCAUAAAUCAUUUACAUAAGAUGACCCUUUAUAUUCCAUCAAGAGUGAUAAAGGUAGUAUUUAAAUACCUACUACUACAAUAAUUCUAUCCUACCCAUCUGAACUAAUUUUAAGUCGCAAGCCUAAGUACCAGCAGUGAGUGAUACUAGGAUGACGGGUUUUGUCUACCCCAUACAACUGUAAAUCAGUGAGUCGGCGCGUGUCAAACCCCUGUAGAUCUAGAAAUGUCACUAGUGGUUCCCAACAUUCUACAGUAUUUUAUAGAGAACUCUAUAGAUUUACCUCCUCUGUGGCUGCUAAGACGAUGAAGAUGGCUGCUAAAUAUUCGUCUCUCUUAAAUUAUGCAAAUCUGUGUCCGAUGCUGUAUCAAGUUAAAGCGCAGGUCAUGUUACUUGGGAGUGAGGUCUCUUUCUUUAAACUUCAAUACCACUCCAAAUUAGCUUAAGAAUGGUGUAGCAAAAUUUUAAAAGCCAUGACAUGUUGUUUUCUGAUAACAACACACUGACAGUUGCCAGAUUUUACACGUUCUAGCCAGUGAUUUUUGUUUUCUUCUUUAUAACAACUGUCGUUUUGCAACAACAACAAAGUUAUAUAUAUUUUUCUACGGAGGCUUCUGAACAAAGUUAAGCAAACGGGUAUAAAUCAAAAUUUCAUUAGUUUUUUGUUGCUGUGAUGAUAAAAAAAAAACAUAUUUUAGGUAGUAGAGGCUGAGCAGAUUUUUAAUUUUGCUUGUGUUGAGGAACAAAGUGUGUUUG
Messenger RNA from Pelobates fuscus (common spadefoot toad), 2853 nucleotides. RefSeq names its product inositol-trisphosphate 3-kinase A (gene ITPKA). Gene Ontology annotation, molecular function: inositol-1,4,5-trisphosphate 3-kinase activity; inositol tetrakisphosphate kinase activity. Bases 124 to 1542 code for a protein of 472 amino acids. NCBI's taxonomy places the organism in Eukaryota, Metazoa, Chordata, Amphibia, Anura, Pelobatidae. The transcript has 7 exons. The record is from RefSeq and is a predicted model, not a curated record. Gene Ontology annotation, cellular component: nucleus; cytoplasm. Gene Ontology annotation, biological process: inositol phosphate biosynthetic process.